Hyaloscypha bicolor E is the source of this 1425-nucleotide messenger RNA. RefSeq lists its product as uncharacterized. The transcript has 6 exons. Lineage: Eukaryota; Fungi; Ascomycota; Leotiomycetes; Helotiales; Hyaloscyphaceae. Gene Ontology annotation, biological process: regulation of DNA-templated transcription. The record is from RefSeq and is a predicted model, not a curated record. Gene Ontology annotation, molecular function: DNA-binding transcription factor activity, RNA polymerase II-specific; zinc ion binding. The coding region runs from base 1 to 1425 and encodes 474 amino acids.
AUGGUUCGGCCAUCUAAAAAGCACGAAACUGUUCUUCUCGAUAAUUCAAACCCGAAGUCUGUGACGUGGGUCUCAACGGAUUCAACAGGGAAAGAACUUUCACCAAAGAAGAAGCGUGGGCCAUUCCAGGACCAGCAACUGAGGGAGCAAACGAGUGACACCCGAAAGUUGAAGGCUUGUGUGCGGUGUAGAAUGCAGAAGAUUCGUUGCAACCCCAACCCCAGUGAUCCAAGCGGGGUGUGUCAGACAUGUCAGGAUGUCUCGAAGCAGAAGAUCCACACUCUUCCUUGCAUGCGGUACAAGCUUUCAGAGGCCACCCUCUAUCGAACUGGGAAAGCUCCAGGAUUGGAAUUUACGUUCAGAUGGCCCGUGAUGAAAUUGAGAGAUAUUUCUGAUUGGGCAGCGCCUGAAGUCAGAAAUAUCAAAGUAAUGUCCGACGUAUGUUCAGUUCCAUUGGAGCUGUCCGUCCGGAAGUUCGUUCCGAUUCCCCAAGACAGAUUGAAGAAGUCGUGGAUGGAUGGCAAAACCAUCAAAUUCAAGGAAACCACUCCGUACGCGAUUGUGAACAUGCUUGCAGCUGUCAAGGACAUGCAUGAUUACAUCAACAAACAUGUUUUCGAGGCUAUGGAGUUUUGGCUGCGUGGUAAAGAUGCCUGGGUCCAGGAGACUUUCAAAUUUGCUCGGCAAUACAUGACAUAUGCUCCCCGAGAAGAGGCAUCUGUUCUAGCCGAUUUCUUUCGAUUGUGGUUUGCUGUCCGACGCACGGCUACCACUGAAUAUAUCUUCGGGGACGACACACUCGACAUGGAGCCAGAAAGGACCGAUCGAUCAUAUCCGCUGUUUGGGAAAGUUCCGUUACCGCCCGUUAUGAUCCAACAGCUGGACAUGGUUCUCACGCUCGGUUUCCUCCAACCGCUUGGGAAGAAGGUGCUGGAAAACUUCCAAAAGAUCGUUCUGAGCAACAAGCCAAAGAGCUGGAUGACGAUCUAUCUGAUCACAUUUAUGUCCCUUUACAGUUGCGCGAGGUUGACUGCUGAGAACUAUCAGAAUGCGAGGAAACAUGGGCUCAAGCGGAGAUUCGCCAUGCCAAUGUUCAUCUCUGAACGACACCAAGCUGCGAAUGUCUUCCUGGCCCACUAUCAUUAUUGCACAAAACCGUGCAGUCCGUUCCUCUUGGAUUGGAAGAAGCGUCAACAAACGCCAUUUUCCGAGAUGACAACCGAUGAAAUCGACUUCGUUCUCAGAACUUCAGACAUGGUGAAGGAUAAAAAGGACAGGUUCCGGAGGACCAUGGAAUUUGAGCUCUAUGAAGACGAUUUUUAUUUCGUGUCGCAGAUGUUCGACGAUGAGUGGAUGCCGCGGGACACGGUCAUUGAAUAUGGUGAUGAGACAGUUGCUGGUGUGCCACUGCCCAGGUGCGGUUGA